Bombus huntii is the source of this 2766-nucleotide messenger RNA. RefSeq names its product protein Mpv17 (gene Mpv17). Gene Ontology annotation, cellular component: cytoplasm; membrane. The transcript has 7 exons. NCBI's taxonomy places the organism in Eukaryota, Metazoa, Arthropoda, Insecta, Hymenoptera, Apidae. The coding region runs from base 1568 to 2122 and encodes 184 amino acids. The record is from RefSeq and is a predicted model, not a curated record.
GCAUAUUGACAAGGCAUAAAUCGCUCGCUUUUCUAUAUGAUUAACUCCAACCAAAUUCAUUUUUAUUAUCAUUAAUUAAUAAUAAUUUUUCUUAUUAGAUAGUAAAUAAAUUGCAUUUUGUUAUCUAAAAUCCAACAACAUAAAUAGACCAAACAACGACAGAAGAGAAAGGAUUGUAACAUAGAGUUCAGUGUUCAGACAUAUUUCUUAAAAACAUAAAAAUUGUAAUAGUUCAAAGCUUAUCUCAAUUUGUAAUUAGUUAUCGAAAUACAGGUAUUUUGUUUUGAAGUUUAUUUCGUCUAAAUAAGAAGGAAAAUUCAAAAUUUUUGCUUAAAAAUAUAAUUUUAUUCAAUUAGGUAUUGUCCGUUUUUGUCAAUGACCUUUUGUCAUCUUUCAGGCAGUGUUAUAAUUCCAUGUUCAUAAAACUUCUGACUUUUACCAGCAAAAAACUGUAUUAAAUGAUCACAGCGCAAGAUCACAGCUAUAUGGUGGAUGUGACAACACAUUCCAACCUAUUUCCAAUAAUUUUUGGCGAGUGAUCAUGGCCCCAAAGAUGUGUGGGGCUUUGCAUUAUCAUGCUGGAAAACAACAUCCUUACGAUUUGCCAAUGCUGGCCGCUUUUCUUGAACUGCAUCGCUCAGCUUGGCGUAUUGUUGAAUGUACACGUUUGAAUUAAUCGUUUGGUUUCUUGGUAAAAGUUCAAAGUACAGGAUUCCUUCAUAUUGACGAAAUCAUGGUAAAUGUCAACAUACGGGUCUCACUAACUUCAACUAAACAGCCAAAUCGUUGAAUAUUUUCCAGUGAAAAAACACGAGAAAGAGAUUUGGCAAACGAAUUUUGACGCCGCUUUUUUUUCGAGGCUUCAUUCCCAUAUACGGUGGAAGUCCAACAACAAGAAAACAAUAUAGCUUAGAUGCUUUGAACACGUUGACAAAACAAAAGAAUAUGCUAAGACCACCUAUUGACAAAAUCCGGAUUCACUUAGUUGCCAACCCAAUAGUAUAGUUAAUGGAUUAAUGACGUUAUUACUCAUACCGUAGAGAAAUAAGGUAGGGGAACAAAUCACGGACGUAAUGCGGAAAGAUGUAAGAAGAAAUUUAUUUCAUGUGAUACGAGCAAGUUGUAGAGUGAUAGCGGGGGUAAUAUGAUCUCAUGUUAUCGUUGGUGAGGGAUUUGACUUGGCAAUGGUAACCCUGGUCAGCGGUACUAUAUGGGUAACAAUAAUGCAGCCUGAAAUUCCCCAAGUUCUUAAACGGCUGCACAACACGAUCACGUCUUUGGUAACAGAAUACCAAACAAAUACCUGUUUUAUAAUUGAUGACAAAAACUAGGAGGAAUUUCUUUUCUUGUAACAUAAAAUAGGUACAUAUAUGUAUGUUGUGUGUUAUCAUACAUGCGUUAUGUGUACUAUGAUUCUAUGGAUUAAAUAAAAUCUACUAUACUACUGUAAAUUUUUCAUAAUAUGACAACCAUAUACAUUGUGUGUACGUAAUAUCAGAUUAAAGAUACGUAAUAUGCAUGAAGUUAAGAAGUAACCAACAAAAUUUUAAUAACUUUUAAUGUGAUAAUGACACAUCCUAUGAACAUGUUGGGUGUUGUCAAAAUAUACCAAAGGUUCUUAACAAGAUAUCCGUUACUCACUCAAGCGGUACAAGCGGGUACGUUAAUGGCACUUGGAGAUCAGAUUGCACAAAAUCUAGUUGAGCGAAGAAAAAUUAAAGAUUUAGAUUUUAUAAGAACAGCUCAGUUUGGAUGCAUAGGACUUUUCCUUACUGGUCCUGUCACACGAACUUGGUAUGGAAUAUUAGAUAAAUAUAUUGGCUCAAAGGGAGGAAUUGUAGUAUUAAAGAAGGUGUCUUGUGAUCAAUUAUUUUUUGCACCUGCAUUUUUAAUAGUUUUACUAUCAACAAUUGGUAUUCUACAAGGAAAUGACUUAGAACAAUUAAAAAAAAAAUUGUAUAAUGAGUACCCAGAUAUUUUAAAAAAUAAUUACAAGAUUUGGCCUAUGGUACAACUAUUUAACUUUUAUUUUGUACCUUUACAUCAUCAGGUUUUAGUAGUACAAUCUAUAGCUUUGUUAUGGAAUACUUAUAUCUCUUAUAGGACAAGUUCAGGAAAAUAAAAAUAAGAAUAUAAAAUAAGUAAAAAUUUAUAAACAUAUUUUUUUAAAUACAAAUGUUAAUACUAUUAAAUUUUGUUAAGUAUUGUUCACAAUAAAAUAAUAAAAUUCGACUUUUGGGAAGAACUACAUGAUAUUUAUCAUUAAAUAAACAAUAUAGUAUUGUAACAUAAAACAACAAUAGCACUAUAGACGAUGUAGAUCCCAAAAGUUUUUCAUUAUUUAAAAUAUUUACGAAAUUAAAAAAUUUCGUAAAUUUAAAAAAAAUGUGUUUUUUCCUAUAUUAUGAAGUACAUUUGACCUCGAAGAAAACGAUUGCUGUUUGUUUAUUUCCUAAAAUUGAUGUAUGUAGGACAUGUUUCAUUGUAAUUUAGUAGUUGUUAUUUAUGUUCAAGCAUAUCAACAUCAUAAUUUAUAUUGUAUGUUUAUGUUAAAAUUUGUCCUCUAAUUAAACUGCUAUUGCAAAGUAAACUGUUGCUUUUUACAAAAGUAUAUAUUUUUUUAAUGUACUGGGUAUAAUAUCAUUUUAUGGAAUGUUACCGUUUUUAGAAACCAUGAAAUCAUUGGACGUGAACACACAAUAUUUUAAAUGUUAAGUAUGUACAAGAAGAUCUGAAGUGCACUAAAAUAAAUGAAAAUUAAAUCUA